Molecule: messenger RNA, 1493 nt
Organism: Archocentrus centrarchus (flier cichlid)
Lineage: Eukaryota; Metazoa; Chordata; Actinopteri; Cichliformes; Cichlidae
Product: fetuin-B
Exons: 7
Coding region: 61-1290 (409 amino acids)
Biological process (GO): negative regulation of endopeptidase activity
Cellular component (GO): extracellular region
Molecular function (GO): cysteine-type endopeptidase inhibitor activity
Source: RefSeq, a predicted model, not a curated record
GGAACAAACUUCACUUUAAAACAGCCCUGUCUUCUUGCUCCUCUCCAAACACCUGCCAUCAUGGACAAAUCCAUCUGCAAAUUAUUACAGCUAUUAUCGCUAUACAUUCACAUCCUGUAUGUGUGUGGAGAGGGCGUUGUACUAAUGCCAGUUGAACUUGCUCCUAUCCCGUGUAAUGACAAAGCAGUGGAGAAGCUGUCUCGCCUGGCUGUCACUUACAUCAAUGAGGAUCGCAUCGAAGGCUAUAAGUUUGCCCUGAACCGCGUUGCAAAUGUCCAUCUGCACGCUCAGGGCCCAGCAGGCAAUGUGUAUUACUUAGACCUGGAAGUCCUGGAAACCAAGUGUCACACGGGCAGCAAGAAACCAUGGAAACGCUGUGACGUCAGACCAUUCAUGGAAACGCAAAUCUCUGGCAACUGCAACACCACCAUUCUGCACACGCCAGAGGGCUACUCCUACUUAUACAGCUACGACUGUGCUCUUGUGCCAGAUCCACCAGAGAAGCUCCAGCAGACCUGCCCAAUGUGCCCCCUCCUUCUUUCUGUAGACAGCCCCGAGGCCAUGAAUGCUGCUUGGGUCACUCUGGCAUCCUAUAAAAGGAAGUCCACUCUGGCUGCAGGGCUUGGCGUGAAAAAGAUCACAAGAGCUGCAGCACAGUCUGUGCCAGUAAAAGCCACUUUUGUGGAGUACACAGUCCAAGAAUGUCCCGAGGGAGUGACAGAAAGAGGCACCUGCCAGCGAUUGACGCUCGACUCUGACACAGAGACUGCAGGUUUCUGUACGGGAUCUGUGCAUGGAGACAUGAAUGUUGAUCCUGAUGCACAGACAUCCUGCGAGAUGUUUAAAGUACAGAAUGUAGAUGUCCUCCGACCGGUGCAGCCACAGGGUCACGACCUCCCCAAAGACCCAGCAAUUCCGACGUUCACACCUAUGAUUGGUGACCCAGGAACUGAUCCACAGCCUGUUCCCUCUGACCCCCCCACUGCUGUUCAGCCUGUGCCAGUCGACCCCUCUGUGGCUGUUGACCCUGCUGUCCAUCUCAGCUCUUCUUCCAGUGAGUCUGCUGAAGGUCUAGUUACUGGGUCUUUGGAUUCAUCCUCUGAAGAAAUCGGAGGCCCCGUGGCUCUGCGUCCCCCUUUUAACUUCCGCUACCAGAGGCGUGACCGUAAAAAACGUCAGGCCUUGAUGGAGACCUCGCCCUCUUACCACCCCAUCUUCCUGUCUGAUUUCCCCAGUGGGCCCUCUCCUUUCCGAUCCUGUCCCGGUCCAGCUCGGUACACCACAGUUUAAGUGGUGCUGCUCUGCCCAGGAGUCUAUUUUUCAAUUUAUGAUUUAUCCAGUGAGAGCCUGGACCGAUAAACUGUUCUGCUUGCUGUUGCUGGAAGCAUAAAAUAAUUUGUGCUAAUAAGUAGAAACCUAUCUCUUUUCACUGGCCCUGAAAUGACCUCUCUACUGCUGCACUGUACUAGGGCUCCCAAAGCAGCAAAAUAGCU